AUGCUCGCAGUCAGUACAGCCGGCGCGCUCCUCAUCGCCGAACCACAUUCUCUCAAACGCGACACCGUUACCCCUCUCAUUGAUCUUUCUAUUUCUCCAAACUCAUGCGCUUGGGCCAAUGGCUCAACUGUAUACCUUUCUUCGGACGAAGCGAUAUAUCGGUACGACUGCGUGGCAGGAUCUCUGGAUCCUGUUAUGUCCUUAGCUGAGCCGAAUUCGCGAGUGCUGGUGAAGGACGGUUCCAGCCUUAUUGUCAGUGAUGGAAGGAAGGUUCACGUUGUGGAUGUGAAGGGAAAGACUACACAGACACUCGAGUCACAUACUUCCGUCAUUUCUUCGAUAUCUUUGUCCAACGAUGCCUCACUUCUGGCGAGCGCUACAUCGGCCGUUGUCCAUGUCUAUAACUUGGCUACAGGUUCUAAUUCAGUACUAAGGGGACUGGCUCUGGCAGGCCAGAGUAUUGGGGCAUGCGCGUUCCACUCACAUUCACGGACGAGGCUUCUCCUUGGAAUCGGACGGCAAUUCGUCGUCUACGACACCACCCGCCCAUCUAGCCCGGUGAAAACGAUUCCGUUAGACACCUCUAGUUCCGGAGAUAUCAACGCGAUCAGUUCAAGUCCUUUCAGCAAAUCAUUGGUAGCCGUAUCAACGACCGGCGGCUACCUCGGUCUCAUAGACCUUGAGAAAGAGAAAGGAUUAUUCCGUACUCUCAAUCUCGGUGUGGCAGUCCCCUCCAUGUCUUUUUCUCAAGAUGGAGCGUCGGUAUACCUCGGCACUUGCGAUGGGCGGCUGCUCGUGGUUGACUUACGCGCUUUGGAAAAGCCACCCAAAGAAGUAACGGUUAAUCCAGACAGCAAGCCGAUCACGGCCAUUGCAAUACAGAGUAAGUCUCAAGCUCAAGAAGCCCUCAAGAAGGACAAAGUAGCCAGCACAAGCAAGGUAACUACUUCAUCGAGAGGUGCUAUAUCCCACAAGACUACUCCGAAGUCCCCCUCGAAACCAUUGUCAUCGAAGAAGUCGAAAACUCCCGCAAUGGUGGACGCGAAGGCAUGCAGUCAGCCUGAAGAAACGAAAGGCCUAAACGAUAGUCAGAUAUCUGUACAACUGGAAACCCUGUCUGCAUUCAAAGCGCCCUCGAAGUCGAAGGUUUCUACCACGAAGGCUGAUUCACCUAAAGUGUCAAAAGCAAAGACACUUACUUCCUUAGGCUCUCCUAGCCGAACUACAGCCAGUGCCAGACCCGCGAAAGUAUCUUCCCCGAGUAAACUCAGCAAGGAUGGGCCCCGGAAGCCCAGGACGAUGCCAACAGGUUCUCGCGCCCGAUUACCAGCAGAAAAUCUCCCAUCUAGCUCCUCCCAACUGAGCGUCCCUUCAGAACAGGAUUCUCGCCCGAGGUCCAGGCAAAGUGUAAUUUCCUCAGCCAGCCGAACGGUGUCUUCCACCUCUACCACGGGGCCGUCCACCGGCUCGCGCGUUUCCAGCAUGACUUCAGCGCGUUCCGCCUCGUCUUUAUCGUCUCGAAUCACAUCUUCGGCGACUUCGAGCAAGCAGACCAGGAAGGUUAGCCGAACCAGCACACGAAUGACUAGUCGGACGCCCUCGCCGGAUCUGCCAGGUGUAACUGCUGAUCCCGCUACACCGAUUCCAGCAGCGCGAAAGAGGGCCGCGCUCGGUGUGCUAGGACUGGGUACACCCGAAGUCAACCGAUGGAUUGAGGCAGGGAAUGGUGGAGGCGAAGCCGAGGCACGGAAGGACAAGGGGAAAGGGAAGGCUGUUGGGUUCCAGGAAACUCUUGAUACAUUCGAAGACGGAGACGAGGGGGAGGAUGACAAAGAGAAUGAGUGCAGUCUCGUUAUAUCACCACUUCGCCGGGGCAAGCCAGCACAACACGAUUGGGCGGCCGCGUCACCCACAAGAUUUGCUAUGCCAUCGUCUCCAGGUGUACCCACAACCGGGCCUGCCCACGAGCUUCUACGAACUAUUGUCAAAGAUGUCAUGUGCGAUUUCCAGCAGGAGUCGCGGAACGAGAUGGUAGGACUUCAUCUCGACAUGCUUCGUAUGGGACGGAACUGGAAAAAAGAUAUGAAGGAGAUGAUGGAGUAUAUGGGCAGCUUGAAGGCGCUUCAGGAGGAAAAUCUUAGACUCAGAGAAGAAAACGAACGUUUAAGAAGGGGUUACUAA
Messenger RNA from Pleurotus ostreatus (oyster mushroom), 2181 nucleotides. RefSeq lists its product as uncharacterized. The transcript is spliced from 4 exons. The record is from RefSeq and is a predicted model, not a curated record. Lineage: Eukaryota; Fungi; Basidiomycota; Agaricomycetes; Agaricales; Pleurotaceae. Gene Ontology annotation, molecular function: protein binding. The coding region runs from base 1 to 2181 and encodes 726 amino acids.